UGAUCUCAAGAGGACGUGUCUUUCGCUUGAAUCUGUAAGCCGUCGUCUCGUCGUCGUGUAGCAAUUUGAACGUCACAAAAUACACAAACCUCAAUACAGUUACAAAUGAGCCGCGUACGUUUGUAUUUGUGCGUGUCAGUGUGUUGAUGUGUGUUGGUGUUUGAUGUACGAGCGAAUUAAUUAAAAGAUAAUCAAAACAAAUUAACAACACAUAUAAGUAAAUUUACUUCGCCUUGCCGCAACGACGACACGUCAAGUGCCAAUUUGAACUCGCGAGCAAUGCAAAUGAAACAAUAACAAUAACAAUAAGCAACAUUAUUAAUAAACAAGUGCAACGAUUGCCCAGCUAGCUAGCUUUAUGCUAAAGCUCUCCAAUAACGCGAACGCGAACGUGAUUGUGAACAGGAACAGUAGCAUGACAGUGACUGGCCUGCGCCAAGCCAUGACCAGCCCGACGGUGCCGCCAACCACAACGCUGAGCACUAGCUCCGGCAACACACUCACCUCCGCCGCAGCGGCGGCAGCUGUUGCCGCCGGCACGGCUGCACUGCAUCCGCUGUCCAGUCCCACAUCGCCGUCGGCGCUGCUGCUGGUGCAUCAGCAGCACUUGCUGGCGCAGCAUCAGCAACAACAGCAGCAGCAGCAGCAGCAACAACAGCAACAGCAGCAGCAGCAACAACAAGCGCUGCAACUGGCUGCAGCUCAUCCAGCGCCACAUCAUCUGCACAAGAGCAGCAGCAGGCUGAGCAACUUCAGCGUCGCCUCACUGCUGGCGGACACGCGGCCACGCACGCCCAACACCAGCGAUGCGCCCACGAAUCUCUCCAGCUCCGCCGCCACUUCACCCAUCUCCCAGAGCAGCGGCGCCGGCACGCCGCCUCCCAGCGGUCCGCCCGUAGUGCCGCCAGCGCAUGCCUUCCAUCCCGCCGCCGUAGCACAUCACGCCCACUUGCUGCAUGCCGCGCACGCGGCGGCCGCCGCCCAUGCCCAACACCAGCAGCAGCAACAGCAACAGCAUCAGCACCAGCAGCAGCAACUGGCCAUGGCGCAACUGCGUCAGGCGCAAGCCCAAGCCGAUGCUGCGCGCGCCAGCUCCCCACCCGCCUCUGCCUCAGCCAGCUCCACGCCCACGCGCUCCACAGCUGGCGCCAGCUCCACGCCCGCCAAAAAUGAACGCCACUCGCCGCUGGGCGGCAGCAGUCACACGGACUCGGAGCUGGAGUACGACGAGGAUAUGCUGCAUGAGCACGAUGUGGACCACGAUGAGGAGGAAGACUCCAUUGUGGACAUCGAAGAUAUGAACGCCGACGAUUCGCCACGCUCCACUCCCGAUGGUCUCGACAGCAGCAGCAAAUCGCUUGAAAGUCCACACGGCGCGCCCAAUCCCAACGGCCCAGCUGGACAAAUGAAUGCCACAAUACUAUCGCCGGCAGCACUAGCGGCCAGCGGUCAUGUGCCCAUCAGACCGACGCCAUUCAGCGCUCUAGCCGCCGCAGCAGUUGCCUGGGGCGGCAUGGGCGGCGGCGUGCCUUGGCCAGGAGCGCGUCAGAUGCCGCCAUUCGGUCCGCCCGGACUGUUUCCAGGACAGGGAUUCGGUGGAGAUGCCAAUGAGCCGCCACGCAUCAAGUGCAAUCUGCGCAAGCACAAGCCCAACCGCAAGCCGCGCACUCCCUUCACCACACAGCAGCUGCUCUCGCUGGAGAAAAAGUUCCGGGAGAAGCAAUAUCUGAGCAUUGCCGAGCGCGCCGAGUUCUCAUCGUCGCUGCGUUUGACUGAGACGCAGGUGAAGAUUUGGUUUCAGAAUCGACGCGCCAAGGCCAAGCGACUGCAGGAGGCGGAAAUUGAGAAAAUCAAAAUGGCUGCCUUGGGUCGCGGCGCUCCAGGCGCACAGUGGGCCAUGGCCGGCUACUUUCAUCCAAGUCUAAUGCAUUUGGGAUAAGUGGCGGCCAAGUUGGUGUGCUCAACCAGCAGCACGCCAGCCGCGUUGAUAACCAAAUAACUGAGCCACGCCCUACGCCCACGCCCGCUCGGCAGACGCCUGCAUGAAUCCCCCAAAAUUUUGCUGUGAUGUUAGCGCAUUUUAUUUAACAAAUAAACUACAAAAAACUGUUGUAUGAAAUGCACUCUGUAAAUACUGUAAGCAUAGAGAGAGAAGAGAGUGAAGAGCUAGAGGAGAAAUCUCUGUAUAUAUAUCAAAGCAAAAGCAAGCGAUUAUGUUUCCUAAUUGUACAUAAAACAAACAUUUAAAAUCUAACAUAACUUUAGCCUAAACAUAAACUGAACUCAAAGCCAAUUUGCGUUUAACCGAAAAUUUGAAAUAAAAUUAAUUGUAAAAAAUAUUUCAGAGAGCACAAGGCACACACACACACACACAAGCAUAAUUAAUUUAUUUGUAAAACUAAAACUCAAGUCAAUAAUCAUUAAAGCAAACAAAACAAGCAUUGAAAGCCAAAUGGCAAACAUUUGAUUGUAUUUGUCUAAGUGUAGUUAAAAGAUUAAACGAAUCGAAUUAAAUGAACGCAAAACGUAUUUAAAAAAUACUUUUAAGCAACUUAACUGAACUACGCUAUAAUUAUGCCGUUAAUUAUAUACAUACAU
This is a messenger RNA of Drosophila busckii, 2598 nucleotides long. It is a transcript of the gene Dr, whose product is annotated as muscle segmentation homeobox. Gene Ontology annotation, cellular component: nucleus. Lineage: Eukaryota; Metazoa; Arthropoda; Insecta; Diptera; Drosophilidae. The transcript is spliced from 2 exons. Gene Ontology annotation, molecular function: DNA-binding transcription factor activity, RNA polymerase II-specific; RNA polymerase II transcription regulatory region sequence-specific DNA binding. Gene Ontology annotation, biological process: regulation of transcription by RNA polymerase II; embryonic morphogenesis. Bases 359 to 1939 code for a protein of 526 amino acids. The record is from RefSeq and is a predicted model, not a curated record.